This is a messenger RNA of Naegleria fowleri, 1035 nucleotides long. RefSeq lists its product as uncharacterized. Gene Ontology annotation, cellular component: perinuclear region of cytoplasm; nucleus; cytosol. The record is from RefSeq and is a predicted model, not a curated record. Gene Ontology annotation, molecular function: small GTPase binding; GTPase activator activity. The transcript has a single exon. Lineage: Eukaryota; Heterolobosea; Eutetramitea; Acrasida; Naegleriidae. Gene Ontology annotation, biological process: nucleocytoplasmic transport; activation of GTPase activity. The coding region runs from base 1 to 1035 and encodes 344 amino acids.
AUGGGCCUCUCUCAAUCUUCGUCAUCAACGUCCACCACAACCUUUUCCUACGGACCGAGCUGCUUUCCCGAUGAUGUUUGCCUUCAUAUUUUAUCCUUUUUGCAGUUUGAAACGAUCAAGAAUUGUUUUCUUGUUUCCAAGCAAUGGAAUGUCAUGGCCCGACAAAUUCCUAUAUCUCUAAAUUUGGGUCGUCAAUCUUUGGAACGCACUCUGAAAUUAAUGUCAAAAUGUAAAGAUCAUGCCAUGAAUAUUACUUCAUUGAAUUUGAGUCAAAGAUCGAUUGAAAAAACGAGUGUGAUUGAGAAAGUUGUGCAAAGUGAAUUUGAAAGAAUUGAAUUUAAUUAUAAUUUGAGAGAUGGUGCAUUCAAAGUGAUUGCGUCAUCCACCAAAUUGAUUCAUUUGGAAAUUUUAAGUGCCAGUAAUUGUAACAUUUCGGAUGUUGGAAUGAAAGUAUUGUCUAAUAGUGCAAACAUGUCAAACCUGAGAGAAUUACGUUUGUAUGGAAAUAAUGUGAGUGCAGAGGGAGUACAAGCUCUUGCAAAUAGCAAGUUCAUGAGUCAUUUACAAGUUCUCGAUCUUGGUUAUUCAAGAAUUGGACCUCAAGCUGCACAUUAUCUCGCAAAUGGAAAUUCUAAACUUACCGAAUUACAAUUACUACUUGGGCAAAUUCAAGACAGUGGUGCCAUAGCCAUUGCGAAAAGUCCUCAGAUGUGCAAUUUAACAAUACUGAAUUUGGAAUCGAACUCGAUUGGUCAGGAAGGGACAUUGGCAUUGCUUGAGAAUGAACAUGCUCCGAAAUUGACAAGUUUAAAUCUUUCGUCUAAUAAGGUUGGGAAAUCUGGUGCCAUGCUAAUUGCUGCAAAUUUAUCGAAUUUGACUUGUUUAAAUUUGGGAUUUUCAGAAAUUGAGGAAGAAGGAGGCAUUGCCAUUGUCACAAGUCCACACAUGAACAAUUUGACGUUUCUCUCCUUGAGGAACAAUUCUCUUGGAGGAUUAUUUGCUUCAAAAUUGGCCUCCAAUAGUGCUCUUUUCUAA